UGUUUAAGAACCCUGUCUGCAGAGUGUACAGGUUCCAGACUGUGGACAGCAGGUGGAUGCUGGUGAGGGAGCAAAUGGAGGAGUGCACUCUGUCCUUCAGCAUCCCCAAGCAGCUUCUCUCUCUCUGCAUCCAGGAGGACACGAGGAGGAGCCAGGCCCUGAGGGACCUGGGGGAUCUGUCCCCCCACUGGGACCACCUGAGGAGGGAGGUGACGGCUCGCUACGACCACAUCACCCACGGUUACCAGGAGACCCUCGCUGAGCUGGACAAGAUCACUGGUCCGUCGUUCAAGCCCAGCUGUAGCAAAACUCAGAAGUACCUGGAGUUCAUCCCCAUCAACCUGCACACCCAGCGGAUGAGAGUCACCUGCCCCCGGACGACAG
Messenger RNA from Osmerus eperlanus (European smelt), 384 nucleotides. RefSeq names its product type II inositol 3,4-bisphosphate 4-phosphatase-like. The record is from RefSeq and is a predicted model, not a curated record. The transcript is spliced from 3 exons. Gene Ontology annotation, molecular function: phosphatidylinositol-3,4-bisphosphate 4-phosphatase activity. The annotation marks the transcript as partial. Gene Ontology annotation, cellular component: cytoplasm. NCBI's taxonomy places the organism in Eukaryota, Metazoa, Chordata, Actinopteri, Osmeriformes, Osmeridae.